This is a messenger RNA of Salvia miltiorrhiza (redroot sage), 603 nucleotides long. RefSeq names its product AAA-ATPase At2g46620-like. The transcript is spliced from 3 exons. The coding region runs from base 1 to 603 and encodes 200 amino acids. NCBI's taxonomy places the organism in Eukaryota, Viridiplantae, Streptophyta, Magnoliopsida, Lamiales, Lamiaceae. The record is from RefSeq and is a predicted model, not a curated record.
AUGGCGAAGUUUAUGAGCUACGACGUCUACGAGAUUAAUCUGCACAAUGUGAGAAACGACGCCGAUUUGAAGUACCUUCUCCUCCAAACGACGAAGAAUUCGUUGCUCGUGAUCGAGGAUCUCGACCGUCAUUUAGAGGAUAAAUCGAUGGAACUAAGCUUAUCCGGAGUCCUCAACUUCAUGGAUGAAAUAUUCUUCUGCUGCGGCGAGGAGAGAGUCAUGGUCUUCACCAUGAACAACAAGGAAAACGUCUGCGCGUCGAUCCUACGCCCCGGGAGAAUCGACGUCCACAUCAACUUCCCCAUUUACGAUUUCACCGCGUUCAAAAAUUGGAGCCGCCAGAAUCUAGCUCUCCAAGGACAUUCGGUUGUGAUGAUAGCAGAUUAUCAGAGGACUUGGGGCAUGAGUGCUCAAUUCAUUCCAGUCAAAGACUACCUUUCAUCAACCCUAAAGACCAUCAAGAACGGCCCAGCCAAACUGGGCCUAAGAGAUAGAAUCGUGACAGCAAAGGAAAGUUCAGGCUGGAAAGAGUGCUCAGCAAGUAACAGCAGCGCUGGCGAGUGUUUGCCAGCUCUGAAGCAGUGCUGGCAGCUUUGCGCGUGA